ACAGCUUUCCUUGUUACUCUCUUUGUUCUGCCUGACAAUGUCGGAAGAGGUCUGGUAUUCAAUUCCUGAGGAAAGGGAGAAGGGUUCUCUUGUGGGAAAUCUUGCCAAGGAUUUGGGUCUGAUUAAGAGAGACCUGGUGAAGAGGAAGCUCCGUAUUGUUUCUGCAGCUAAUGCUCAGUUCUUUACUGUGAAUGAGGAACAUGGAGACUUCUAUGUAAGAGACCAAAUAGAUCGAGAAGCCAUCUGUGGGAAAUCACCACAUUGUGUCCUUAACUUUGAAACUGUGGUUGAAAACCCUCUAAAUGUUUUUCAUAUAAGCAUCACCAUAGAGGAUAUUAAUGAUAAUGCACCACAAUUUUUAAAAGAUGAUAUCAAGCUAGAAAUAAGUGAAUCUAGCUUGACUGGAGCCAUAUUCCCCCUUGAAAGUGCUGAAGAUCCUGACGUUGGGAUAAAUUCUCUGCAAAAUUACCAGCUGAGCAGUAAUCAGUACUUCACCUUGGAAGUUAAAGAAAGUCCAGAUGGAAAUAAAUACCCUAUUUUAGUGCAAAGCAAACCUCUGGAUCGGGAAAGUGAGCACAGCCUCCACUUGAUCCUUACAGGCCUGGAUGGUGGAGAACCAAGAAAAACUGGAACAGCCCAGAUAUGGAUUAAUAUCACUGAUGCCAAUGACAACCCACCUGUUUUCACUGAAGAAGUGUAUAAACUCAGCCUAAAAGAGAGCGCACCAAAAGGAUCGUUAGUGAUCCAGGUGAAAGCCACUGAUGCAGAUGAAGGUCCAAAUGCACAGAUAAGAUACAGUUUUAGCAAUAUCCCAGCUAAAGCAAGACAGAAAUUCAGCCUGGAUCCCGAAAGCGGAGCAAUUUUAGUUAAGGAGACUUUAGACUUUGAAGAAUCCAGAAGCUAUAUGAUGUUAGUAGAAGCUAAAGAUGGUGGUGGACUACUGGCACAUUGUAAAGUCGAGAUUGAUGUUCUGGAUGAGAAUGACAAUGCUCCAGAGAUUUUGCUAACAUCUGUGUUUAGUCCAGUUCCUGAAGACUCCCUACCAGGAACUGUGAUAGCUUUGAUCAACGUGGAUGAUAGAGAUGAAGGAGAAAAUGGGAAGGUUACUUGCCACAUACAAUAUAAUUUGCCUUUUAAAAUUAUGUCUUCAUCUACCAGUUACUACAAGCUACUUACAGAGAGCCCCCUAGACAGAGAAAAAGCUUCAGGAUACAACAUCACAAUAAUGGCCACCGACAAAGGGAGCCCCCCUCUCUCCUCCAACAAAACCAUCUCCCUGCAGAUUUCAGACAUCAAUGACAACCCCCCUGCCUUUGAAAAAUCAACCUACAGUGUCUUUGUGCCUGAAAACAAUCCCUCAGGUGCCUCCAUUUUUGCUAUCAAAGCCUCGGACCCGGAUCUGGACCGCAACUCACGUAUCACUUACUCCAUCCUCCAGAGCAACAUGGAGGAGCUGCCUCUCUCCUCUUACGUCUCCAUCAACUCUGAGACGGGAACUAUCUAUGCACAGCGCUCCUUUGACUAUGAGCAAUUCAGGGAGUUUCAGAUCCAAGUGAAGGCCCAAGAUGGCGGCUCUCCCUCUCUCAGCAACAACGCCACCGUGUGGGUGUACAUUUUGGAUCAGAACGAUAACAGCCCUCGCGUUCUGUAUCCUUUCCCGGGCGCUGAGGGCUCUGCCUUGUUUGAGAUGGUUCCUCACUCGGCAGAGCCAGGCUACCUAGUGACCAAAGUGGUGGCUGUGGACGCGGACUCUGGGCACAAUGCCUGGCUCUCCUACCAAGUGGUACAGGCCACGGAGCCGGCCCUCUUCACCAUUGGGACCCACACGGGAGAGAUCAGGACGUCACGAGCCCUUCUGGAGAAAGAUGCUGUGAAACAGAAGCUGGUCAUCUUGGUGAAGGACAAUGGGAAGGCUCCGCUCUCAACUACUGUGGUCCUCAACCUCGUGGUUGCCGAGAACUUCCAAGAGGCACUUCCGGAAAUGAGCAAACCAGCCACUGACUCGAAGUAUCAGUCUGAUAUGAAUGCCAUUUUAGUUAUAGCCUUGGCUUUGGUCUCAUUCUUAUUCCUUUUUACAGUCUUAACAGUUUUAAUACUUAAAUGUCGGAGACAGAGAAGCCCAACAGUGCUUGGAUCCUACAAUACUGAUUUAUACUCUAGCUUGGGACACAAAUUUUCCUGCAACUACAAUAAUGGGACACUGACAUUGCCCUAUUCAUAUGAAGUGUGCUUAGGGUCUAAGGCAGACCGGAAUGAGUUUGCCUUUCUGAAACCAAACCACUCGGUGGCCACAGAUGAUCCCAUUCCGAAGGACGAUUCUGGAAUUGGGAAUGAAUCUCUGGGUGAAAAUCUCAUCCCUGAUAACAGUAUACAGCCCGGCGAUGCUGGCGGCGAAGCAGCGCGAAGUGGGACGCCGCCGCUGCCGCCGCGAGUUGAGCGCCAGCAACAGACGGAGCGCAGUCCCGCCGCCGGAGCGCCGAGCAAUGCCCGACCCCCAAAGUCCGCGCGAAGCGAGCCUGGACCGGGCAGGGUCGCGGCAGCAUGGAAGGGACGGCUGAAAACUUUUAGAGGGACCUCCCCGCCGCUCCCGCAAAAAGAAAGAAACUUUGCGAGGCCGGGAGCCGCUCCUCCUCGGGAGAUGAGAGGCGCCGCGGGAAGGAGCCGGCCGAGAGCGCGAUGGCUGCCCGUCGUGGGGUUCUGGCUGUGGCUGGGCGUCUCGGAGCGAGCGCUCGCCGCCACGCGCUACUCCAUCCCGGAGGAGAUGCCCAGGGGCUCUUCGGUGGGCAACGUGGUGGGCGACCUGGGCCUGGAUCUCGCCCAGCUGCCCGCGAGGAACCUCCGCGUGGUGUCGGGGGGCGGACGAAAGUACUUCGAGGUGGACCUGGGCAGCGGGAAGUUGCUGGUGAGCGAGCGCAUCGACCGCGAGGAACUUUGCGGGGCCCUCUCGCCGUGCGCGCUGAGCCUGGAGGUGGUGGCCGAGAGCCCGCUGGUGCUGUACGGCGUGACCGUGGAGAUCCGGGACGUCAACGACAACGACCCGGCUUUCCAGAGCAAGCAAAUGAAGCUGGAGAUCAGCGAGUCGGUGACCCCCGGAGCGCGUUUCCCCUUGGAGAGCGCGCAGGACCCCGAUGUGGGAAGCAACUCUCUGCAGACCUACCAGCUCAGCGCCAACCCGCACUUCGUGCUGGACGUGCAGACGCGAGGCGACGGGACGAAGUAUGCGGAGCUGGUGCUGGAGAAAGAGCUGGACAGGGAGCAGCAGCGGGAAGUGCAGCUGGUUCUCACGGCGCUGGAUGGAGGGACCCCACCCAGAUCGGCCAGCUUGCAGGUGCUGGUUGACGUCCUGGAUGCAAAUGACAACGCCCCCGUCUUCAACCAGUCCAUCUACAGAGCCAGCGUGAAAGAAGACACACCCUUGAACACCCUGGUUGUCCAAACCAGAGCUUUCGACCUGGAUGAAGGCCCCAAUGGGGAGAUUGUGUACUCUUUCAGCAGUCACACCCCUGCCAGAGUCCGACAGCUCUUUGCCCUAGACUCUGCCACUGGAGAACUGAGGCUCAAGGGGUUGCUGGAUUUUGAAGAAGCCAAAUUUUAUGAGAUUUAUAUACAGGCAAAAGAUAAGGGUUCAAAUCCUGCCGUUGCUCAUUGCAAAGUGCUGGUAGAGAUUGUGGAUGUGAACGACAACACCCCAGAAAUAACAGUGACAUCGGUGUACAGCCCAGUACCAGAAGACGCUGCUCCAGGGACUGUGAUUGCUUUGCUGAGUGUCACGGAUCAGGACUCUGGUGAUAAUGGCCUAGUAAAUUGCUUUAUACCUUCUGGGAUCCCUUUUGCCCUCAGCUCUUCCCUUAAAAACUAUUAUACCUUACAGACCAAAGGACCCUUGGACAGGGAACUUGUCUCUGAGUACAACAUCACCAUCACCGCUCAGGAUGCAGGCACACCUUCACUCAUGGCAGAAAAGCAAAUACUGGUUAAAGUAUCUGAUGUAAAUGACAACCCUCCUAAAUUUCCACAAUCCUCCUAUGAUGUGUACGUGGAGGAAAACAACCUUCCAGGGACCCUGAUCUUUAACAUCAGUGCCUCUGACCCGGAUCUGAACCGGAAUUCCCACCUUUCCUACUCCAUCCUGGAUAGUCACAUGUCCUCGGGAGACUUGGCGGGCAGGUAUUUUUCUAUUAACCGGGAAAAUGGCAGUAUAUAUGUCCUAGUCCCCUUGGACCAUGAGGGCACCAUGGAGUUCAGGCUAGGGGUGCAGGUUCGUGAUGCCGGCCUCCCGCCCCUUGCCACUAACAUCACUGUCAAUGUUUUUGUCACAGAUCAGAAUGACAAUGCACCCAGGCUCUUAUACCCAAACUCAAACAACAGUUCUUCGCUCUCAGAAGUAAUCUCACCCACGGUCAGCCCUGGUUACAUGGUCACAAAAAUUGUGGCCUGGGAUGCAGAUUCCGGUUACAAUGCCUGGCUCUCGUAUUCCUUCCUUCAGGUCACUGACCCAGGGCUGUUCACUGUGGGGCUGCAUUCUGGGGAGAUAACCACAGCUCGCUCUCUGCAAGAGGAAGAUUCUCGCAAGCAAACAUUGCUCAUCUUAAUAAAAGACAAUGGGGAGCCUGCCUUGUCCUCCACAGUGACCCUCGCUGUAAAUGUAGCAGAGACAUCUAGGGAGACACUGACAGACUUGACUGCUGUGUCCACUACACCCCAAACCAAGAAGCACUUGACUUUCUAUUUAAUCAUUGCUGUCAUCUUGAUCUCGGUGGCCUUCUUUGUCACUGUGGUUGGGGUGGGGAUUUAUAAAUUUUACAAGUGGAGGCAAUCCAAGGAUAUAUUCAAAGCUUCCAGAAGCUCCCUUUAUAGAACCCCGGGGCCUUUCAACCACAUAGACACUGUGCGGAGUGGAUUUACUCCUCCAAACUUCUACCAGCAGGUCCUUACCACGGACUCUCGCCAGAGUGAACUUCUGUACAAAAUGCCCUUUGCUCCCAGCCCUAUGGGGAGCCGCCAGAGCACUAUCACAAGAUGUGACCCUGCAAUAUAUAACCAGCUAAUAAGUACAAAUAAGAGGCUUCGGGUGUCCUCUGAGCAAGCACAACCUAACACAGACUGGCGUUUCUCUCAGGCCCAGAGACCAGGAACCAGUGGGUCUCAGAAUGGGGAUGAGAAUGGGACUUGGCCAAACAACCAGUUUGAUACAGAAAUGCUUCAAGCCAUGAUUCUUGCAUCAGCAAAUGAAGCCGCUGCCGCUGCAGCUGCAAAUCCUGAUGGAAACUCUACUCUGGGAGGAGGAGCAACAGCAGCAGCAGGCACAAUGGGCCUCAGCACCAGGUAUGGCCCCCAGUUCACCCUGCAGCACGUCCCUGACUACAGACAGAACGUGUACAUCCCUGGCAGCACAGCCACUCUCUCCAACUCUGCAGCCAAGCGCGAUGGGAAACCUGCAGCCUCUGGAGGUGGAAACAAGAAGAAGUCAGGGAAGAAGGAGAAGAAGUAAGAUUCGCAGGAUGACAUCGCUGCCACCUUAGAUCUAAAGGGCAGACUCUUCCAGCAUUCCCCCAAUUCAUAGCCUAGGAUGGAGGAUGAAUGUGAAUUUGUGGUUAACAAGUUUUUAAAAAUGAAAAAAAAAGUGUGGAACAUUGCGAAUGUACAUUGCUGUCAUCAGAGCUUAGGAGAAAGUCUCCUACUGUUAGUCCUCCUGAUGUAAAAGUAUCUGGAAACAAAACAAAAAAAGCCCUGUGGAUAGUGAUGAAUAUAGCUUAUACUCUCGUGCAGAUGAUCUAAUAUGCAAGGGUGUCAGAUCUUUGGAAUAUUUCUCUCUCCCAUUGCUUUGCUCCAGAGUGAUCUGCACAACAUACAAGGCUUAGGGUGGGCCCCUGUCCAUUGUAAAUAAUUCUUCUAAACAGGGGUUUUGAUUUAUACAUUUUUUCCAUUCAAAGAACAUUCUCACUUCCCCCAAAUUUUGAUGAGUGCUUUCUGUCCCCACAAAAAAUAUCUCAGUUGGAAUCCUUGUUAUGAAAUGGACGAGGGGGUGCUUUAGUUUCUGCUUUUUUAAAUUUUAAAACAGUGUUCAUCCUGCAUUAUUAGAAGGGAAUGAGUUUCAACAGCAAUUUUUAAAAGUUAACCAACGAUGGUUGAAAAAAAAUAAAACUGAAAUGGUUAUACCUAAGAGGCAUUGCGCACAAACACAUUGCUGUGAGAAGCCUCCCAGAGGCAGAAAAUGGAUCUCACAUGGUAGGAAGAUGGAGAUUUCUGCCUGUCUCGGUUGAUUUACAGUGGCCUCUGAAGAGAGAAUACAUCUCAUCUACACUUUGAUCCAUAAAUAUUUAUGUGUACAGUAAUUGUUUUCUGGAAUAAGUUUAAGGAAGUCAAAGUCAAUCGCUUGUGUGUGAGUAUAGUGAGCAGCUGCUGCUCCUCCUUUAAGCACUGAAAUAGCUCUGUUAGUUCCACAGGCAGGCGCCUUCUGUCAGUGAAUGGGCUCUGGUGGCCUUGUAGGUAGAGAAUUAAAACAAAAAAUGGAAUGCUUCAUAUUUUCCGCACAUCGAGCUGCAUGCAAAACAUUCACUUCACGUCUACGGUAGGCCAGCUGCCGCCUCCCAACCUAGAGUAGAGAAGUCAUUGCAUGCCAUAUACAGCAUGGUGUAAAUAUGCUGUGAAGUGCCCACAUCCUGGUGGAACCUGAGCAUUGUCUGUCUGUGAGUAGAGUUCAGUAACAAGAUGCAUUGCCCUGGAUCAGAGCAGUAGGGAAGUUUCCACAUGCCUAGGCAGCACAGCCAAGGAAGGCCCUUGGUUCGCUGGCCUUCUUCACGGGCUGAUAUUAAGCGAACAACAGUUGGUCUGAGGACCCAUGGGGCCAGGCACAGAUCAGGGAUGCCGGAGCUGGAGAUGGGCAGGGAUUUCUGAUACCAAGCCCCCCAAGGCCAAGUUCUGAACGUUAGAGAAGUGAGUAACCAUUGGUGCACUGAAGGUCCUUGGGACCUCUGCUAUCACCCCCUACUUGGAUAUAAAUCCACUGGAUUUAAAGUGAAUAAUCAUAGAUCCCUUUGCUGUGUUUCGAAAUGACUUGUUUUAGGGUUUUUAGCCACAUUGUUUCAUAGCCUAGUAUGGAGAGGAAGUGAGUGUUUCCUGCUCCCUGUGCAUUUUAUCGGCUUGUGUUCUCAUCCCUUUCCUCGUUCAAGCGCAGCACAGACUAGAAGGGAGCUUCAGCGUGCUGCUGGCAAACUCAGGUUGCCUUACUAUAGAGGCACUGACCGGGUUCCCUUCCAAUUUCAGCCGAGGACAGAGAAGAGGCAUAUUUCCAACAUGGAGGGCUAAUCACUAGGCCAGAAAUAUAAUGCUCUUUCUUAAACCUUUGAUAAGGAGCUUGUCUGAGGUGGUCUGGCCUUCUAGGAUCACAUCGGGUUAAACAUCUGACGACUUUUCAAAACAUUGCGGACCAAUCUCAUUGGCUGUGUAGUAUUGCACUGCUAGAGAGCGUACAGUAUCUGCUGCCUCGUGUCUAGAAAGCGGGACUUGUCUGUGGGAAGAAACCAGUCGACGUAUGAUUUUUGUACUGAUCCCAGUCACCCACCCCCACCCCACCCCUUGUGUUUGGUGACUGCACUAGAAACAGUUUACAUAGUUAGUUAAAAACCACCAAUCCAUUGGGAAGUUCUCCUGCACAAGCUCGGCUGAAAUCAUCAGAAGCCACACAAGGGCAUGGCAUUUCUGUCCUGCAGCUUCUCUCCAUCUUAACGGGGCUGGUGCAGGUGAGCUUCCCCACAGGAUUGUGCCUGGGGCUUAUUAUGUACUGAAGUAGUUAUUAUGUGACUCUUCUCAAAGUACUGUAGAUUAAUCUUAGUAAUUCUCUUUUUCCUUUUAAUCAAUAAGCUGAAAGUAGUGUCGUAGUGCUGAAUACCUAGUGAUGUGUAGGUUUCUUUCUUCUUUUUUAAUCUUAGUAAUUGAGUUGUGGACAUCAGUAUUUUUUUUUUAUUCCUUCGUAUCUUCUUUACGUGUGCUCUUUGUGCUUUUAAAUGUAUGUGAAUUGAAACACACUCACUGUCCUUUCAAUGUGUCUAAUAUUGAACUAUACUUAUAUAUUAUAUAUAUGCUUAUAUCCUUCUUAUAUCCAUAUAGACUGACGUCAAUGUGUUACACGCAAGUUUUAUACUCUUAAUAUUUAUAUUGCUCUUUUUUUCUUUGGGGAAAAUAAUAAAAUCUUUUCUGCUGA
Molecule: messenger RNA, 8203 nt
Organism: Lacerta agilis (Sand lizard)
Lineage: Eukaryota; Metazoa; Chordata; Lepidosauria; Squamata; Lacertidae
Product: protocadherin gamma-C3-like
Exons: 5
Coding region: 38-5491 (1817 amino acids)
Biological process (GO): homophilic cell-cell adhesion
Cellular component (GO): plasma membrane
Molecular function (GO): calcium ion binding
Source: RefSeq, a predicted model, not a curated record